Molecule: messenger RNA, 1347 nt
Organism: Leptomonas pyrrhocoris
Lineage: Eukaryota; Euglenozoa; Kinetoplastea; Trypanosomatida; Trypanosomatidae
Product: putative fatty-acid desaturase
Exons: 1
Coding region: 52-1347 (431 amino acids)
Biological process (GO): unsaturated fatty acid biosynthetic process
Cellular component (GO): endoplasmic reticulum membrane
Molecular function (GO): stearoyl-CoA 9-desaturase activity; iron ion binding
Source: RefSeq, a predicted model, not a curated record
GAAUCAGUGUAUUUUCUUUUAUCUCAACACCGCUAUCUGUGAAUUUCGCCAAUGGCAUCUGUCGUCGCGAAGGACAAGGAGAACGCCGAGGAGCAGCCUCGCCGCCAGCCCACGUUCCACGAGGGCAACUACGAGAUCAACUACAUCGCCGUUGCUGUUCUUACGCUGCCGAUUCUCGGUGUCAUCAUCGCGGCGUGCAUGGGCAUCUCGCUGCAGUGGAAGACGUUUCUCGUGGGAUUCUUCUUCUACUGGUUUAACGGCUGCCUCGGUAUCACUGUGGGCUAUCACCGUCUCUUCUCUCACCGCUCCUUCACGGCCUCCGUCGGCUUCCAGUGGCUGUGCGCCUUCGCCGGUGCCGGUGCCUUCGAGGGCUCGGCCAAGUGGUGGGGCCGCAACCACCGCAUCCACCACCGCUACGUGGACACGGAGAAGGACCCCUACAACGCCUUGCGCGGGUUCAUGUUCUCGCACAUGGGUUGGAUGAUCAUGAAGCAGGACUACUCUCUCCUCGGCAAGGUGGACGUGUCAGACUUCAAGUACAACAGCGUGAUUCAGAUCCAGCACAAGCACUUUUUCAAAAUCGCGAUGCUCUCCGGUGUGAUCCUGCCCACCGUGAUCUGUGGUCUGGGCUGGGGCGACUGGUUCGGCGGGUACUUCUACGCCGCACUCGCCAAGAUCGUGUUUGUGCACCACUGCACCUUCUUCAUCAACAGUCUGGCGCACACCAGCCUCUUCGGUGCCGUGCAGAACUACUCGGACCGCCAUUCGUCCCGUGACUCCGUCGUGUGCGCGCUCUUCACCUUUGGCGAGGGCUACCACAACUACCACCACGAGUUCGCCCAGGACUACCGCAACGGCAUCAAGUGGUACCACUACGACCCGACCAAGCUGGUCAUCCGCGCCGCGUCGUUCCUUGGCUUCGUCAAGAACCUCGUCCGCACGCCGAACGACAUCAUUGACGCAAACUUCAACAAGGUGCUCCUCAAGAGGGCGAAGAAGACGAUGGAGCAGGCGCAGCAGCGUCUCGACCAGCUCGACAUCCCGGUGGCGGCGGAGUGGACGUGGGAGAAGGUCCAGAACGAGGUGGCAAAGGGCCGCAAGCUGAUGGUCGUCAACAACGACGUGAUCGACGUGAUGCGCAGCAUUCCCACCGGAUCGGGCUACACGCACAGCAGCAAGGACAUCGUCUGGUACUCGAACCACCCCGGUGGCCAACGCAUUCUCGACAUGUUCGUCGGCAAAGACGCGACGUCCGCCUUCAGCGGCGGCGUGUACGGCCACUCGUGCGGUGCUGAGGCCCACCUCCAGCACCUGCGCGUUGCCACGCUCAAGGCAGCCACCGCCUGA